This is a messenger RNA of Poecilia latipinna (sailfin molly), 1336 nucleotides long. It is a transcript of the gene ctss2.1, whose product is annotated as cathepsin S, ortholog2, tandem duplicate 1. Lineage: Eukaryota; Metazoa; Chordata; Actinopteri; Cyprinodontiformes; Poeciliidae. The coding region runs from base 86 to 1099 and encodes 337 amino acids. The record is from RefSeq and is a predicted model, not a curated record. Gene Ontology annotation, molecular function: cysteine-type peptidase activity. The transcript is spliced from 8 exons. Gene Ontology annotation, biological process: proteolysis.
GGAACUGCGACAGAUCAUGUGACAUUUACUGCAUAAAAACCAAGCAAGGAAAUACAGUGUGAGGAAGUUCAGUACAGAACCAGCGAUGUAUCCGGAUGGGAAAGGUCUGAUGUUGGGGAGCCUGCUGCUCGUCUUUCUGUGUGUGGGAGCCGUUGUCUCGCUCGACAGCAGGCUGGACAACCACUGGGAGCUGUGGAAGAAGACACACAGCAAGGAGUAUCAGAAUGAGGAGGAGAAUGUGCACCGCAGGACUUUGUGGGAGAAAAAUCUGAUGCUUAUUACUAAGCACAACCUGGAGGCUUCAAUGGGGUUUCACACCUAUGACCUGAGCAUGAAUUUCAUGGGAGACCUGAGUCCAGAGGAGAUCAUGCAGUUUUACACAACACUCACUCCUCCUACUGACCUCCAGAGGGCGCCAUCUCCCUUCGUUGGGGCCUCUGGCUCUGAUGUACCAGACACACUGGAUUGGAGAGAUAAGGGCUUAGUCACGAGAGUAAAGAUGCAGGGCGCCUGUGGCUCCUGCUGGGCCUUCAGCGCUGCAGGGGCCCUGGAGGGUCAGUUGGCCAAGAAAACAGGAAAGCUGGUGGACCUCAGUCCUCAGAAUCUUGUGGACUGUUCCACAAAGUAUGGCAACCAUGGCUGCAAUGGAGGGUUCAUGCAUAAGGCCUUCCAAUAUGUAAUUGACAACCAGGGUAUUGACUCUGAUCAGUCGUAUCCAUAUACAGGACGGGACCAACCAUGCCAGUACAACCCGGAAACCCGUGCAGCCAACUGCUCCCAAUACAACUUUCUGCCUGAGGGGGAUGAACAGGCUCUGAAGGAGGGAAUUGCAACUAUUGGGCCCAUUUCAGUUGCAAUUGAUGCCAGGCGACCCAGAUUUGCUUUCUACAGAAGUGGAGUUUACGAUGACUCAAGCUGCACCCAGAAUGUGAACCAUGCUGUCUUGGCUGUGGGCUACGGCACACUGGAUGGACAAGAUUAUUGGCUGGUAAAGAACAGCUGGGGAACUUCUUUUGGAGAUCAGGGCUACAUUCGGAUGGCACGCAACAAGAACGACCAGUGUGGGAUUGCUCUGUAUGGUUGCUACCCCACCAUGUGAUGAUAAAGGGAAUGUAAAAAAAAUGAGAAACAAUAUAAUUUGAGUGUUACCUCAAGUAAUCAAAUAUUAAGGUUUAAAAACAGCAUAUUUGAUGUUUUUCUUCCUUUGGUCUAAAGUUCAUUAUUUCAAAUUUUUCUACAUGUGGAAACAAAUACAUUAUAUCUCGGACUGCAUGCUUGUUUCUGUUCAAACUGUUUGUAUUUUUUGAUUCUAGAAUAAAAAGAUGUUUUAAAUUUC